Molecule: messenger RNA, 2965 nt
Organism: Bactrocera tryoni
Lineage: Eukaryota; Metazoa; Arthropoda; Insecta; Diptera; Tephritidae
Product: alpha-N-acetylgalactosaminidase
Exons: 9
Coding region: 1556-2797 (413 amino acids)
Biological process (GO): oligosaccharide metabolic process; glycosylceramide catabolic process; glycoside catabolic process
Cellular component (GO): cytoplasm
Molecular function (GO): alpha-galactosidase activity
Source: RefSeq, a predicted model, not a curated record
GGAUAGGGGGUCUAAGCACUUCAUUUCGCUAACGCUGCGGGUACACAUUUGCAUUUGGAUUUGCGAUAAGUUUUCGUUUUCGUUUCGGAGCUGACGAAAGUGCGGGUGCCAGCGGAGUCACACAUUCCAUUCAAAUGCCACAAAUAUAAAUUGUUGGUAAAAUUAAAAGAAAAAUACCAAAAAAAUAAAUAAACGUAAUUGCCACACGAAAACAGGCUAGUUGCAAUGGCCAAAAAGUGCAAUAAAAAUAGCCAACAAUAACAACAAGCAAGCACAAGCCGCAGCAACGGCAGCAAAUGUUGCAAUAUAUUAUACGUACAUAGUAAAUGUAUGUAUGUAAGUGUACUUAAACACCUACAUACAUGCAACUUUGUGAUUAUUUAUUGACAAAGCGGCUGCCGACCCUCAAAAAGCAGCAAAGUCAUUUGGAUAAUCGGCGACUUAGCCCUAAACUGGAGGCGCGGACCGACCCUCAGCAAAGCGACUUCAAACAAAGCUAAGCUUAAGCUACAUACAUAUGCAUACAUAAAUACUUGCAUAGUAUACAUAUGUACGUGUGUCUAUAUGUAAGCACAUUUGCUUAUCAUUUAUCGCAGCGCGGAUAUCCCGGCUUGAGCGUGCUGCGUUCACUUUUUUUAGUAUUCAUGACUUUCGCAUUUCGUCUACGCCUGCUGCGGACUCCCAACGCUAUCGUUCGAGUGCUCAAUUGAAGAACAAUUUUUGUGCAUAUGUAAAUAUAUUUACACAUAAAGUGCCUGCCACACAUCGAAAUACAUACAUACAAACAAUUUUUAAUUGAAACAAGUGGAGGAGCACUUUAAAAAACGCCACAAAAUCAGCAAAUUAGUAAAAGCGACGACGACAAUCGCACGAAACUAAACAAAAAAUUACAAAAAACGGACGAAAGGCGGAGGCGAACAAGUGGCGCACAAGAGCAGCAUAACGUUGAACUUCAAGUCGGAAUCUCAACUUAAACUGAUAAGACUGACGACUGCGCCGCUCACAUUUGACGAGUAGCUGUUUAACGACUGCCGCCGUCGCGUACACAUUGAGUGGCUAUACUUUGUUGUUGUUGCGCACUAUACUUGUUGUUGGUACUUUCGUGUGUAGCUGCCGCCGGCACCAACGCCGCCUGCGUUUUUGUUUUUUAGUACGCCAUUAGAAUUGGAGCGCAGCUCUUGUGUCUCCGAUAUUUGUGCGCGCAGUUAGUUAGGCUGGUAAUAGGGCCACUUCAACGCCACAUCGCCACUGCCACCACCUAUUGGGUAGCAAAAAAAAAUAACAAAAAAAAGUUGAGAAAAACAACAACAAAAGACCAGAACCCCCACUUAUCUAGUAAUUGAAAAGCAUAUAUAAAUCGCUUACGCCCAUCAACAGGAGUCAUCAUUAAUUGUUCACCGCUUACAAAGUGCAAGUGGACUGCGCACGAAGGCGGCGCAAAAGUCAGGAGUUGCGCGACAUAAUUAGAAACGAAAGUAAAAGUGUGAAACGCAGGCAGUGUAAAGCCCCUGCUAGUGUAUUUUUUGUGCUUCCGAUUCAAUAAAGGUUCGGCAUAAUGUUCUACAACAUCCUUUUGCUGUUGCUGGUGUCUUAUCAAGCCGCUGUGGCGUUGGAGAAUGGCUUGGCGAGGACACCGCCCAUGGGUUGGAUGCAUUGGGAGCGCUUCCGCUGCAUUACCGAUUGUCAAAAAUAUCCGAAUGAGUGCAUAAGUGAGAACCUUUUCAAACGCACCACCGAUUUAUUGGUGUCGGAAGGUUACGCCGCUGCUGGCUAUGAGUACGUCAUCAUUGACGAUUGCUGGUUGGAGAAGAAUCGCGAUAACGCCACAAAUAAGUUGGUAGAAGACAGAUAUCGUUUCCCCAGCGGACUCAAUCACUUGGCUGACUAUAUUCACGAGGCCGGCUUGAAAUUCGGUUUGUAUCAGGAUUAUGGCACACACACCUGCGCCGGCUAUCCAGGUGUGAUCAAUCACAUGGAGCUCGAUGCACAGACCUUCGCCGAAUGGGAUGUGGAUUAUGUGAAGUUGGAUGGUUGCUAUGCUGAUACGACCACAAUGGAUGCGGGUUACCCUGAAUUCGGACGUCUGCUCAACCAAACUGGACGCCCGAUGGUGUACUCGUGCAGUUGGCCAGUCUAUCAAGAAUAUGAAGGCAAAAUCCCCGACUAUGAGGCGCUCAAGCAGCAUUGCAAUUUGUGGCGUAAUUAUGACGACAUUGAUGACUCCUUUGAGUCGGUGGCCAAGAUUAUGGAUUACUUCUCGAAAAAUCAGGAUCGCAUACAGCCUCAUGGUGGACCCGGCCAUUGGAACGAUCCCGAUAUGUUAAUUCUCGGCAAUUUCGGCUUGAGCUACGAUCAGAGCAAAUUGCAAAUGGCUGUGUGGGCCAUUUUGGCUGCGCCAUUGAUCAUGUCAAACGAUUUAGCUACCGUACGUCCCGAAAUUAAAGCGAUCUUGCAAAAUCGUGAAAUCAUCGCUGUGAAUCAGGAUCCUUUGGGUAUUCAAGGUCGUCGUGUGCUCAUACAAAAGAAUGUCGAAGUCUGGACGCGUCCAAUUACACCAAGGAAUUCCGCUGGCGAAUAUUCUUAUGCUGUGGCUUUCGUGAACCGCCGCACCGAUGGCGCUCCUUAUCCGAUUAGCUUCAACUUAAAAGAGAUGGGCUUGGACAGCCUGCGCGGCUACGACGUAGUUAAUCUCUUUGAAAAAUCACAAAAAUUAGGCGUGAUCAAGCAAACGCAUAUAUUCAACACGCGUAUCAUUCCAAACGGCGUCAACUUUUUCAAAUUCACAGUAUUGAAUUAAGAAGCCUGCUCCACAAAUCUAUAUAUUUGUUAAUGCGUGUUCUUUUGACAGUAGAGUAUUUGUACUAUUUUAAAGACUAAACACUGUUGAAGACUAGACACAGUUACAAAUUGCUUUACUAAAUAUAUAAUAAAAAUAAAUAUGUAUACUUAAAUUAACAGUUUCUAA